Molecule: messenger RNA, 596 nt
Organism: Capsella rubella
Lineage: Eukaryota; Viridiplantae; Streptophyta; Magnoliopsida; Brassicales; Brassicaceae
Product: ubiquitin-60S ribosomal protein L40
Exons: 4
Coding region: 52-438 (128 amino acids)
Biological process (GO): translation; modification-dependent protein catabolic process; protein ubiquitination
Cellular component (GO): cytoplasm; nucleus; ribosome
Molecular function (GO): protein tag activity; structural constituent of ribosome; ubiquitin protein ligase binding
Source: RefSeq, a predicted model, not a curated record
GUUGCGCCGUUUUGAAACUUCCGGCGAGGCGAAGGAGACAAACGUGCAAAGAUGCAGAUCUUCGUGAAAACACUAACUGGGAAAACCAUCACCCUCGAGGUCGAGAGCAGUGACACCAUCGACAAUGUCAAAGCCAAGAUCCAGGACAAAGAAGGUAUCCCUCCGGACCAGCAGAGGUUGAUCUUCGCCGGGAAACAGCUCGAGGAUGGUCGUACUUUGGCUGACUACAACAUCCAGAAAGAGUCUACUCUGCAUCUCGUUCUGAGGCUUAGGGGAGGUAUCAUUGAGCCUUCUUUGAUGGCUUUGGCUCGUAAGUAUAACCAAGACAAGAUGAUCUGUCGCAAAUGUUAUGCUCGUCUGCACCCAAGGGCUGUCAACUGCAGGAAGAAGAAGUGUGGCCACAGUAACCAGUUGAGGCCAAAGAAGAAGAUCAAGUGAUCUGUUUUCACCUUUUUUAUGUUAUAUUUUUGUGUUUCCCUUGGGAGAAGACGCAUCUCUAUUGUUCUGAGACCAAUCUUGUUUCAGUUAAUUUUGAUUCCAAGAUUAUUAUUAGUAAAACUGAUUUUCUUGCCAAAGUCUCUGCUAUGUUUCUUCAA